Molecule: messenger RNA, 888 nt
Organism: Diaporthe batatas
Lineage: Eukaryota; Fungi; Ascomycota; Sordariomycetes; Diaporthales; Diaporthaceae
Exons: 2
Coding region: 409-795 (128 amino acids)
Molecular function (GO): acyltransferase activity, transferring groups other than amino-acyl groups
Source: RefSeq, a predicted model, not a curated record
AAAUAAUGGUCUUGAUGCCUUGGGUCCCUCCCAGAGUGCCCAUACCCCUUUCGUCGAUCAUAUUCUUAUCCGAUUCCAUUAUGCCUCAUGGCUGAACAGUUUUUGCGAUCGAAUUCGCCCGGCACUGCUGAGCUGCAAGAGUUCGUUCUGCGGGACGCUACAAAGGCUGACCUGGACGGCAUAACUCGCGUCGAUGUGGAAGGCUUCGAGGAGAACCCCUUGGUACAAUAUUGCUAUCCCUUGAGGCACCAAUUCCCUGAAGAUUAUUGGCAUUGGACGUGGAAGGAGUACGAAGAAUAUCUAGACCAGCCCCAGAAAUACGUCGUCCACGUCCUCCAGAAUCCCGAUUCCGAUGACGCCGCCGCCCAAAUUGUAGGUGUUGCCGUUUAGGACAUUUCGGUGACCACCAUGCCAAAAGAAGAUCCGGGUCUUGACACGAGGAAGGACGCGGACAAGGCGCACUGCGAGGCAUUUGACGCAGCACUCGGGCAGCGCUUCAGGACGUACUUUCCAUUCGGCGAUAAGCAGCUUUACCUCUCUAGUCUCAUCGUUCGCCCUUCGUUCAGGCGGCGCGGCGCCGGCACAUUGCUGGUUAAUUGGGGAAUCCAGCUCGCAGAGGGACGAGGCUGGCCUGUCACUUUGGCCGCAACUCCCAUGGGAAAGUUUCUGUAUGCAAGCCUCGGGUUUCAGGUUAUCGGAGUGGAGGUCAUCAGGGCAAACGGUGAGGAGGAGAGCUUGGAGACCACGAUGAUGGUGCGUGACUUGACGAGCGCCCAAAGGCCAGGCCCCGCGUGACAUGGGCUGAGAAAUAGCUUGUGGAACUUUCAUGAUGGUGUGAGGUUUGAGUAUUCAGCCAACAGAAAUUCAUACAGAAGGUCUGGAAAUCUA